CUGAUGACGUACGCGCUAUCGCUGACCUGGAACGUACUGCCCUUCUCAAGGACGGUCGUUGGUAUGUUUCUCUACCAUGGAAAGAUAAGGAGUGUAAAAUGCCAGACUCUUACACUGCCGCUGUAAGAAGGUUCCGAGGUAUUGAAAAUAAAAUGGAGAAGGAUUCAGGUUUUGCUUACAGGUACAGAGAACGUAUUCAACAUCUACUGGAAAAUGGAUUUGCUAGAGUACUUGAGGACUCCGCGCCCACUCCCCGGACAUGGUAUUUACCUCACUUCGGAGUGGACAAUCCGAAUAAAAAGAAAUUACGUCUGGUAUUUGAUGCUGCGGCGAAGGUGAAAGGUUCGUGUCUUAAUGAUUACUUACUCACGGGCCCCGAUUUGUUGUCAUCUCUAUUUGGUAUAAUGUUACGUUUUAGAGAGAAUAAAGUAGCAGUAACAGGUGACAUCAAAGAUAUGUUCUUACGCAUAAAAAUUCAUGACGAAGACCAAGACGCAUUUAGAUUUAUUUGGCGAAAUAGUCCUAAAGAAAAUAUUAAGACGUAUGUAAUGACGUCACUAAUUUUUGGAGCUAAUUUUUCCCCCUUUAUAGCGCAGUUUAUAAAGAACAAAAAUGCACAGCGCUAUGUGUCAACCUUACCGGCCGCUGUUAAAGCAAUAAUGAAUUCACACUAUAUGGAUGACUAUAUAGAUAGUUUGCCUGAUGACGAGUCAGCAAUAAAAAUGGUAAAAAAUAUAACUAAUAUCCACUUAUCAGGUGGUUUUGAGAUUCGUAACUGGACUAGUAAUAGCGAAGCUGUGUUGAACUCUAUACCUGAAGCAUCCUUAGGCACUGCAGCCAUAAAGUUUAAAACUCAUCAGCAGUUCGAAGGAGAGCGUAUUUUGGGCCUGAUAUGGUAUCCCAAAGAUGACGUAUGGGGUUUUGAUGUAUCUUUGAAAAGGAUUCCCGAAAGCAUUAUUCACGGUAAGGAGCGCCCUACGAAACGGUUAAUGUUAAGAAUAGUAAUGUCUAUUUUUGAUGUUUUAGGUUUCCUAUCGCCAUUUACUAUACAAGAAAAAAUUAUGCUACAGGAUACGUGGCGUCUUAAUAUUGGAUGGGACGAAUAUAUAUCAGAUGAUAUUUACGGUAAAUGGUGCAAAUGGAUUAAUUUACUUAAGUCUAUUCGUGACUUACGCAUACCGAGGUACUAUCAGGCGCCAUUAACAAUAAGGCGAGAUAGCCAGCCGGCCACGAACCUAACACCUUGCGAUUCGCCAGUACUCAUCGGACUCACUAUGCCGCCGACACCUCCGCUCGCUACGACCGGUGAGGGAAACUCCGUGACAGAGUCCGCAGAUGUUAUGUCAAUGAAUAUCGGCUAUGACAACCUACAAUUUUAGUGUUUAGCGACGCAUCGAGUAAAGC
Messenger RNA from Manduca sexta (tobacco hornworm), 1404 nucleotides. RefSeq lists its product as uncharacterized. The coding region runs from base 99 to 1379 and encodes 426 amino acids. The transcript has a single exon. The record is from RefSeq and is a predicted model, not a curated record. Lineage: Eukaryota; Metazoa; Arthropoda; Insecta; Lepidoptera; Sphingidae.